AUGGCGGCGCCCAGCGGCAGUGUAUUUCAGCUGGGUCGGUCUUCCAGCUCAAAAUUAGGCGUUGUUUAUGAUACCCAUGGUCGAGAAGUGGAGGUUGAAACAAGGGAAGAUGAGGAGCAAAAUAUUAAAUUACAGGAGACGAUUGAACUCCUUCUGGCUGCUGGGUACUUCAGAGCGCGCAUCAAGGGUCUCACUCCAUUUGACAAGGUUGUUGGUGGUAUGACGUGGUGCAUCACAACCUGUAACUUUGACAUCGAUGUAGACCUCCUCUUCCAAGAAAAUUCCACAAUCGGACAAAAAAUCGCUUUAACGGAGAAGAUCGUAGCCGUCCUUCCAAGAAUGAAAUGUCCCCACCGCAUCGAGCCUCACCAGAUCCAGGGGCUGGACUUCAUCCAUAUCUACCCGGUGGUCCAGUGGCUUGUCAAACGUGCCAUCGAGACUAGGGAAGAAAUGGGCGAUCUGAUCCGAGCAUUCUCCAUCUCGCAAUUUAACAAACAUCAUCAGACACCAGAGGAUGUUGAGUUUGAGUCGAGAAAGGAUAAAUCAGUUGGCACCAUCAGCAACGUGAAGGAUGUCUACAAACCACAGAGGAGGUAUCGUCGACAAGAUGCCCACCGACUCAGAGACGAGGAGCUUAAAGUUCAGUCCACUCUUCUGGAAUACGGAAGGCGUUAUGGCAUGAGCCGGACGUCCAAAUCAGAGAAGGAGGCAGAACAAGAAGCUAAGAAGAAGGCCCUAGCAGCAGGUUUGACGGCUGCCAACAAGCCUCGUUCGGACUCCAUGGACUCUGAAGAAUCCCAAGCACAAGAAGAGAAGAAAAUCCAGGCUCUCAUGAAGGGCUUAUCCAUCACGGAAGAGGGUAAAGUGACGGCCAGUACUGUUGGUUCCAUCGUCGGUCUCCAGUCGGAAGAGAUUGAACAAAUAGCAGCCGAGUACGCAGAUAAGAAAUCUGAGCUCCAAAUGGACGACAAGCCGGAGAGAAUGAGCGGUGCACAGCAGCAUCAGAGAAUAGUCGCAUCACUCAACAAGCAGAUAACCAAUCAGGAGAAGAAGCUGACGGAGUUGAACUCUCGUCAUUCCGAGCUGAAAGAAACUCACACGGAAACUCAGAGCAAACUAGAAGUCGUCCAAGAACACUCAAAGAAGAUCAAUGAAGAAAUGGAGGAGCUUGAGACCAUCGAGACGGAGGAGAACAAAAGUGUCUUGCAGAAACUCCGAUCCCUGGUUGCCAUGAAUGAAAACCUGAAGAAGCAGGAACAAGAGUUUAGAGCACACUGCAAGGAGGAAAUGUCACGACUCCAGCAGAGCAUCUCAGAGUUGAAGAACGAAGGGGGCGAGACGGAGCUGUCCGAAAGGGAUCAGAUGAUUCUGAAACGGUACGAAGCUGGCCAGGAAAAACUCCAGAAAUUCCGUCUCCUCUUGGCACGGAAGACGAGAGAAAUUGCAGCAUUGCAAAGGAAGAUUGAUGACGUUCCAUCCAGAGCAGAAUUAUCACAGUACCAGAGACGAUUCGUGGAGCUCUACAACCAAGUCGCCAACACACACAAGGAGACAAAGCAGUUCUACACUUUGUACAACACACUGGACGACACCAAACUCUACCUAGAGAAAGAGAUCACCCUACUCAACUCCAUCCAUGAUAACUUCGGACAGGCGAUGAAUUCUUCAGCCAAUAAGGACCAGUUCUUGAAACAGCUGGAGUUGAUUGUCGGCGGCGUCAAACAGAACAAAACAAAGGUGGAGAAAAAGAAGCAGGAGGAAAAGAUGAGGCGAGACCAGCUGAACGACAACUACCUAGAUCUGGUCGAGAAACAGAGACUGUACUUCAAGACUGUCCGAGAUUUCAAAGAGGAGUGCCGCAAGAACGAAAUCCUUCUCUCCAAGCUCUCUAAAUAGUUUACUGCCAACAUUUUUAUAUCAGCAUAUAUAAAAAAUCAAGAUAAGUAAUAGUAAUACCAAAAUUUUUACUAAAAUAACUUUGAUAAUCUAACAAUCAUGUUGUUUUUGUUUAAGAAAUUGUUAUAAAUGUACAAAUAUUAGUACAUACGAGUGCACUGUCGUAAAAUAUACUCACAGCGUGAAAUCUGGACUUUUUAAUUUCAUGAGGCGAAAUGGAAAAGCCAGAUCUCACUGAAUGUUUAUGAUUACACUCUGCGACUUUGCAUGAACAAAAUGCAUUCAAUAUUAGUUUUAUGUAUCUCACACACACAGAUCUGCUUGUCCUUUGAGAUUUGUUACAAUACCCCACACCAUCCCCAAAUGAAAACCCAAACAAACAACACAAAAAACUCAUCCACCCCACACUCUGUAAUUUCUGAAAAACCUUCUAAACAACGUAGACGACUACAAAUAGUCACCAACCUGGUCUGCUCUGACACCUGUCAAAUAUUAUAUUUUGAAGCCUUGCAGCAGUAUACAUUAUACGCAGCAUCCAAUAAUUAUUCAUAUUGGUCAGGCACCUCACCAAUUCAAAUUUUGGAGCAAUGCAGCAGUAUACAUACUUACAUGUGAAGUGUCCAACAAUUAUAUAUAUUGGGUGGGCACCUGUCCAAUAUUAAAUUUUGGGUCGCAUCAAUAAAUACAUAUGUGAAGCAUCCCAUAACUAUUCAUAUUGGGUGGGCAAAAUAACAGAUGACACAUGACCUGUGCUCCACCAAUCAAUUGUCAAGGAUCUGUGUGUGCGGUAUAUAAGUUCUUAUAGUUAUGUUGAUUCCUUUUUCUUGUGAGGGCAAAGACCCUUGAUGAGGAAAUUACAGAUUUGUACUAGAACAUUUUAAAGGGCACAAAAGCAAUGAAAAGCAGGGCAUGUAGGCAAUCAAUUUUCUCUGUAAAGUUUCAGGCCUAUAAUUAUUUGUAACUUUAUCUGUACCUAGCACGAACAUAUUCUUCCAACUAAAAUCUGAUUUGGGUUUUUUUCCUCCAAAACUGAUUCGGAAACUAGAAAUUGACUUUUAUCUGAAAUAAGAUUUGUUCCAAGUCUCCCUGGUUGCUGGUAAUAAAAAAAAAAGUUAUGCUCUUUGAUCUACUUCUCUAGCACUGAGGAUACUGGAAAAAAGCUCCUAGGAAUCCUAUAACUGCAGGGAUUGACAAAAGGUGAAAAUUCCUGCAAAUGCGAAUGCGAAGUGAAUUUGAUGUCACAACCCUUCUUUCGCAGCGAUAUUCGCAAGUGAGUCGAGC
Messenger RNA from Asterias rubens (European starfish), 3177 nucleotides. RefSeq names its product coiled-coil domain-containing protein 93-like. Bases 1 to 1896 code for a protein of 631 amino acids. The record is from RefSeq and is a predicted model, not a curated record. Gene Ontology annotation, biological process: Golgi to plasma membrane transport. The transcript is spliced from 16 exons. NCBI's taxonomy places the organism in Eukaryota, Metazoa, Echinodermata, Asteroidea, Forcipulatida, Asteriidae.